AUGAGGGAAUGGCAGCCCCGUGGUGCCCCAUGGCUGAGCUGCGGUCCCUCUGCAGCGCUGUGUGUCACUGCCAUGCGCAGAGCAAUGCUGGGUCCCAGCCAAGAGGACAAGCCCAGGCCAGCCCUGGCUCCAUGGCUGUCCUGGAGACAUCACCAAGCAGCAGGAGGACGCGGGGAGAUGGAGGGGAGAACGCUGAGGAGAGGAACAAAACAGGGAGGCUCGGGAGCUGCCACAGUGGCAAGUAGACGUCAGGGGGCCAAGGGCUGCACACAGGGCCUGGAGAAGCCAGCAGAGCAGAGCACUGCUGCCAUGCAAGGAGCAGGAAAACACCACCGCAAACCCAGAAAGCUGAAGGCUCGCCCUGCUGCACACCGUGAGGACUUUGGCCGUGGGAAGAACUCUGACUCAACCCAAAGUAAAGCCAAAGGGGCACAGGUGGGCACGGAGGUCAGCACUGUUUCAUCAUCAGCUUCCACCGUUCCAGACUGCAGCCAAACAGCUCUCAGCCUUUCUGCUCAGUUUAAGGAAAGCCUUCGGUGGGAUGGGAUCCUGGAGGACCCCGCAGCGGAGGAGGAGAGGCUGCAAACCUACAGGCUGAACAGAAGGAAGCGGUAUGAGCUGUACCUGCAGCAACACUGCCCCACUGCAGGGCAUCACCCAUCACACUGAGCAGUGCUGCAGUUCUUUUCCAGGGCAGCAAACAGCUCCUGAAUACUGAGCGAGCCCUCCGAGCUGCAGCCUGAGCUGUCAGCAGAAAGCUCUCAGCGAGCUUUGCAGCUCAUUGCUCACCGGUUUGUAACCACACAAAGAAUGGGAUAU
Molecule: messenger RNA, 819 nt
Organism: Lagopus muta (rock ptarmigan)
Lineage: Eukaryota; Metazoa; Chordata; Aves; Galliformes; Phasianidae
Gene: LIAT1
Product: chromosome 20 C17orf97 homolog
Exons: 3
Coding region: 1-669 (222 amino acids)
Biological process (GO): protein arginylation
Source: RefSeq, a predicted model, not a curated record